Teleopsis dalmanni is the source of this 4287-nucleotide messenger RNA. RefSeq lists its product as uncharacterized. The coding region runs from base 1 to 4287 and encodes 1428 amino acids. The record is from RefSeq and is a predicted model, not a curated record. Gene Ontology annotation, molecular function: aspartic-type endopeptidase activity; nucleic acid binding. NCBI's taxonomy places the organism in Eukaryota, Metazoa, Arthropoda, Insecta, Diptera, Diopsidae. The transcript is spliced from 6 exons. Gene Ontology annotation, biological process: DNA integration; proteolysis.
AUGGCUACUCAAGAGCAAAAGAUAACCGAAGACACUAACCCAAUCAACGAAAACGCAACAAUCACUGCAAUAAAGCUGCCGAUGCCAACAUUAAUAAAAAACAACAUUGACCUUUGGUUUAUUCAGUUGGACUACUGGUUCCAAGUCAACAACAUAAAGGGCGAUACUCAAAAGUUUGGCACAGUUAUCGCAGCAUUGGAUGGAUCGCUGUUAGAACAAAUUUAUAACACAAUACAGAAUCCACCAGCAACUCAGAAGUACGAAGCUAUCAAGCAAGCAAUAAUAAAAAACUUUGCGGAUAGUGAACAAAAACGCAUACAAAAAUUAGUUAGUGGUUUACAGCUUGGGGAUAAAAAGCCAUCCCAUCUUUUAAGCGAAUUGCAACGUAUUAGUGGAAGCAAACAAGACGAACAAUUACUGAAAGGGUUAUGGUUACAACGUCUUCCUGUAGAAGUACAGACAUGUCUAGCCACAAUUCAAGUGGAACUACCUAAGAUGGCGGAAUUGGCAGACAACAUAACCGAAACAAUCCGUAUAAACUCAACAAUGCAAGGAACUUACGUCAAUGCAGCUAACGUCCCUGCAGCAGCUCAAUUUCAACGUGAUGCACAAAUCGAACAACUUCAACGAGAAGUGACCAGACUGACGAAAAUGGUCUCGAAAUUAUCAACCGAACACCGCUCAAGAACAAAUCAACGUUCACGUUCAACAUCCAGAAACCGGCAAUGUCAUGAUGAUAGUGAAGAAAAGACCAGUACAAAUUCCAUGCACAUAUGGCACAAAAAACUAAAACCGACUUCGUCUACGGCGGCAGAGGAAGUUGUAAACGAAACAUCUACAAGACUGUUCGUCUAUGACAAUAAGACAAAAAAAUCAUUCCUAAUAGACACGGGUGCAGAUGUUUCACUUAUUGCCGCCAAACAAAAAAAUUCAAAUACAAACAAUAAGAACGAAAGAAUACUCUACGCAGCAAAUGGUUCUAUGAUCAAAACAUUUGGAGAAAUAGAAAUAACUCUAGCUCUUGGCUUACGAAGAAAUUUCACAUGGCCAUUUAUUAUCGCAGAUGUAAGCACUUCAAUCAUCGGUGCAGAUUUUUUAAAUCAUUUCGGAUUAAUAGUAGACAUAAAAAUGAAACGAUUGAUCGACACAUCAACAAAGAUUUUCUCAGCCGCAAGUGAACGUAAGGUAAAUGCGCAAAAAAUAUCAACUGUGAACACAUCUUGCAAAAUUGCAGAUCUACUAAAAGAAUACAUCGACAUCACUAAACCAACACCGACAAAUCGCCAGGUGACAAAAGUCACUCACCACAUAUUAACAAAAGGUCCACCAAUAUGUGAGAGACCACGUAGGUUACCUCCAGACAAGCUAGCAGCAGCAAAAGAAGAAUUCCAAAACUUAGUCACAGCCGGAAUAUGCCGUCCAUCAAGCAGUAAUUGGGCUAGCCCCUUACAUAUGGUAAAAAAACCAGACGGUAGUUGGAGACCUUGCGGAGAUUACCGUCGCUUAAAUGCAAUCACCAUCCCAGAUCGUUACCCAGUUCCUCACAUACAUGAUUUUGCACACAUGUUAUAUAACCAAAAAGUUUUUUCAACCAUCGACCUGAUUAAGGCAUAUCACCAGAUACCAGUUGAACCGGGGGAUAUUCCAAAAACGGCGAUCAUAACUCCAUUUGGAUUAUUUGAAUUUACUAACAUGACAUUCGGACUUUGCAAUGCAGGUCAAACAUUUCAACGCUUCAUUCACGAAGUAUUACGAGAUCUCGAAUUUGCCUUUGCGUAUAUUGACGACGUCAUUAUUGCAUCAGCAAACGAGGAAGAGCACAGGCAACACUUGCAACAAGUAUUCGAACGAUUCAGAAAACAUGGUUUAAUAAUAAACGUAUCAAAAUGCGUUUUUGCUCAAAACACAGUAAAAUUUCUUGGUUAUCUCAUCAGUGAAAAGGGCAUUCAACCUCUACCAGAUCGAGUGAAGAGCAUCAGCGAGUUCGUACCAAACGCUGUAGAUUCUCAAACUGCACUUCAACAAAUGAUAAAAGGAAACAAGAAGAACGACAACACACCGUUAUGCUGGACCGAAGUGAACAAAACAAUCUUCCAAAAAUGUAAAGAUGAACUAACAAACUCGACACUACUUGUUCAUCCGUCAAAAACUGCUACGCUUGCAUUACAAGUAGACGCCUCGGAUAAAGCUCGCGGCGCAGUUCUUCAUCAAGUGACAGACAGCACGUUCCAACCACUCGGUUUUUUCUCUAAACGAUUAACAGAUACACAAAAACGAUACAGCACAUACGAUCGUGAGUUGUUAGCCGCAUAUCAGGGCAUAAAACAUUUUCGACAUAUGUUAGAAGGUCGUGAAUUCGUAUUAAUAACUGACCACAAGCCAAUCACGUUCGCAUUCCAGCAAAAGUCCGACAAGGCUUCACCACGUCAAGUCCGACAGCUUGAUUAUAUAGGUCAAUUUACAACGAAUAUCGUUCAUGUCAGCGGAAAAGACAACAUCCCAGCAGAUUUUCUCUCGCGGAUAGAUUUUUCAACUGGGCGAAUUCGUCCUUACAUUCCGCAGAAAUACCGGCUACAUAUCUUUAAAGCUACGCAUGGGUUGUCUCAUCCCAGCAUUCGGGGCACAACAAAAAUGAUAGCUGAAAAAUUUUUCUGGCCUUCUAUAAAUGCUGAUAUCAGAAACUGGACCCGACAAUGUAUCCCAUGCCAACGUUCUAAAGUGCAACGUCACAACCGUUCACCUAUUUGUCAAUAUGAACUCGCUGAACACAGAUUCGAACAUAUAAACAUAGAUAUCGUCGGCCCGCUACCACCAUCAAACAACUGCACAUAUAUAUUAACCAUCAUCGACCGUUUCAGCCGAUGGCCAGAAGCAAUUCCGAUCCCAGAUCAAACAGCGGAAACCAUCGCAAACGCACUGAUUACUCAAUGGAUCGCACGUUUUGGCGUACCCUUACGUAUCACAACAGACCAAGGAAGACAAUUUGAAUCUUCAUUGUUCAACCAACUAGCUGAAGUUAUCGGUUGCAAACACUUACGAACUACGAGUUACCAUCCUCAAAGUAACGGAAUGGUGGAACGAUUUCACCGCACAUUAAAAGCAGCCUUAAUGUGCCACCAAACAACUUCUUGGACAGAAGUUUUACCAAUAGUAUUGUUAGGUCUACGCACGACUUUUAAACCAGACAUUGGAGCUUCUGCUGCUGAAAUGCUAUAUGGCCAAACUCUACGUUUACCGGGCGAAAUAGUAAGCAACCCUAGCCACAGAAAUAUAAAUCAACACGAUUUCAUAACCAAGCUAAGAGAACAAAUGCAGAGCGUCAAGGCAACGUUGGUAUCGCAUCAUAUAGAUCGAGGCUACCACAUCCAACCGGCUCUAAGCUCAGCCACGCAUGUAUUUAUACGAAAUGACAAGGUAAAACCACCAUUGACGCAACCUUACGAUGGUCCUUACCAAAUACUAGAGCGAAAUGACAAGACGUUUAGAAUACUGAUCGAAAACAAAGAACAAACAGUUAGCAUAGAUCGUCUUAAAGCUGCUUUCAUAUGUCCCGAUACAGACAUUGACAUCCACAACAAAUCAAUGGUAUACCACACUCCAAACAACGUUAAUGGCGACCAGUCUGUGCGACCAAAUACAACAGCUAACCUGACAAAAUCAGGACGCAACGAAAAUUCCACAAAAUGCGUGCAGCCAUGUCAGUUCAAGAAACCGCGAAAUUCAGCUUUAUCCCGAAUUGAAAGUGUGAUGACUGAAUUCAGACGACCAUUAGACUAUUGUAAAUUGGUAGAAGCGCAGAAAACUGAUCAAGAGCUGCAUGAAUUGUUGAAAAAUCGUGCAUCGUCAUCUCUGGAGCUUGAACUGGUGAAUCUGCUUCUAGAUAAUGUGUCCAUAUACUGUGACGUUUCCGGAAAGAGGGCAAGACCAUUCAUCACGAAAACAUUCCGCAAGCAAGUGUUUGAGAAAUUAUACACUUUAGCUCAUCCUAGAAGAAAAGCAAUAUUAACACUAGUCAUUGAUCGUUUUUGUUGGCCUAAAAUGAAGGCGGAAAUAAGCGAAAUGGAGUUUAAAUCACCAGAUCAACGCUUUGAGCACGUAAACAUUGAUAUUGUGGGACCAUUACCUCUCUGCAAUGGUAUGCGGUAUUGCCUAACAUGCAUCGACAGGUUCACAAGAUGGCCCGUGGCAGUACCGUUGGUUGAAAUAACAGCAGAAAAUGUUGCUGAAGCAUUAAUAAAAGAUUGGAUACCACAUUAUGGCGUGCCAAAAAGAAUUACGACAGACUAA